Babjeviella inositovora NRRL Y-12698 is the source of this 373-nucleotide messenger RNA. RefSeq lists its product as uncharacterized. The record is from RefSeq and is a predicted model, not a curated record. The transcript has a single exon. Lineage: Eukaryota; Fungi; Ascomycota; Pichiomycetes; Serinales. The coding region runs from base 76 to 333 and encodes 85 amino acids.
CGCAGAUUAGACUUGCUUCCGAGCGUUCCCCACAGAAUGAGCAGAGGAAGUUAACCUCCGGGCACCUCCACCCGAAUGCCUGAGACAAAAUCUGACACUGACUCGGCAUUAUGCACCCGCGUCCUGACUCGGGUGCGAUGCGUUAUCAUUCAUAGGUUUCCGGAGAAGCCAAAAAAAAAGGUGCAUGAAAAAGAAACACGGAGGUUAUACUAUAGCCUCCAGAUCUGGCUCGUUUGUCUAGUCGGCAAUAUAAAAGCGACGCGUUCCCCCGCCUAUUUGACCUCUGCCUCCCUCUCUUAUCCGUCUCGUCACAUACUUUUACAUUCACAGUAGGUACCACCUUCUUCGCAGUGCCUUUUCAGCGACUAACACC